AUGCAAGUUCCAAAAACAUCCGCCAGUCAGCAGGCAGCGUCGCCAAAGACUGUGUCGCAACUGCAGCUCUCGUCUCUUCCCGCCCUUGCAACGCCUGGUCAGAUUAAGGGAAAGCUCGGAUACCUAGCGAGGUCUAUGAUGGCAAUCCGCUAUAGCUUUCAGCCCGAAAAGUUUGCAGGCCUCGCAUUCUCCCAGCUCCCAGCUCCCAGCUCCCAGCUCCCAGCUCCCAGCUCUCGUGUCGUUGUUGGGCGGAAAAGGCGUGUUUCUUCCAGUGGCUCUGUCGCCUUGUACUUGGUCCGCUCGACUCUCGAAUCAUCGCCCGCUGCUUCAGCCAACGCACGUCUUCCCGGAUCCGACUGCCUAGCAUGUCGUUUAACCGGGUUCGCAGCCAUGUCCGGGCUCGGAGCUUACUCUUUCGUCGAAGCGUAUCGGAUGGGUAUCUUGCGUCGCUCGCCACUACCGGCGGGUGUGAAAGCAAGACCAUUAUGGGCCGCAACGCUGGUUGUUUUUGGUGUAGGAUGCAUCGGCGCUGGUGUUGUUCGAUUGGGGAUCUAG
Molecule: messenger RNA, 555 nt
Organism: Ustilago hordei
Lineage: Eukaryota; Fungi; Basidiomycota; Ustilaginomycetes; Ustilaginales; Ustilaginaceae
Exons: 2
Coding region: 1-555 (184 amino acids)
Source: RefSeq, a predicted model, not a curated record